AUGGAUGACUUGGAGUCAGAGUUUAAUCUGAAGGUUGUCCUGCUCAGUUUCAAGCAGUGUCUCAACGAGAAGGAAGAGGUGCUGCUGGGCCACUACCUUGCCAGCUGGAGGGGGCUGGUUAGGUUCCUGAACAGCCUGGGCACCAUCUUCUCGUUCAUCUCCAAGGACGUGGUGGCGAAGCUGCAGAUCAUGGAGCAGCUGUGCGGCGGCCCCCAGCAGGAGCACUACAGCACCCUGCAGGCCAUGGUGGCCUACGAGGUGGGCAGCCAGCUGGUGGACCUGGAGAGGCGCUCCCGCCACCCCGACUCGGGCUGCCGGACGGUGCUGCGGCUGCACCGCGCCCUGCACUGGCUGCAGCUCUUCCUGGAGGGCAUCCGCACCAGCCCUGAGGACGCGCGCACCGCCGCGCUCUGCACUGACUCUUACAAUGCCUCGCUGGCCGCCUACCACCCUUGGAUCAUCCGCCGCGCCGUCACCGUGGCCUUCUGUGCACUGCCCACACGCAAGGUCUUCCUGGAGACCAUGAACGUGGGGUCCCCCGAGCAGGCUGUGGAGAUGCUGGGCGAGGCCCUGCCCUUCAUCGAACGCGUCUAUGACAUCUCCCAGAGGCUCUACGCCGAGCACGCCCUGCUGGACCUACCCUAG
Molecule: messenger RNA, 645 nt
Organism: Lipotes vexillifer (Yangtze River dolphin)
Lineage: Eukaryota; Metazoa; Chordata; Mammalia; Artiodactyla; Lipotidae
Gene: CPTP
Product: ceramide-1-phosphate transfer protein
Exons: 2
Coding region: 1-645 (214 amino acids)
Biological process (GO): intermembrane lipid transfer; ceramide transport
Cellular component (GO): cytosol; membrane; cytoplasm
Molecular function (GO): ceramide 1-phosphate transfer activity; ceramide 1-phosphate binding
Source: RefSeq, a predicted model, not a curated record